Molecule: messenger RNA, 882 nt
Organism: Acanthamoeba castellanii str. Neff
Lineage: Eukaryota; Discosea; Longamoebia; Acanthamoebidae
Exons: 4
Coding region: 1-882 (293 amino acids)
Molecular function (GO): protein binding
Source: RefSeq, a predicted model, not a curated record
AUGAAGUGGCGCACGCAGGAGGACUUCUUGGCGGUGGCCUCGCUUAUUCUGCUGGCCCGCAAGCACGGCAUUGCCACUGCUGGCGGACCAGACCGCGUUGAUGUGGAAGAUGAUGAGGGGGGCGAGCAGCUGUGGGGUCGGUUGCCGCUGGAGGUGGUGGUGUACAUGUUCGAGCGCUUCCUGCCGCGCACCCCGCCCUCCUUCCGCUGGCGGCCCAGCGCGCCCACGCUACAGUACAACGAUGAGCCGCCACACCACCUCGUCGCCGCCAGCAGCGACGACUACAGCCAACGCAGUGGCUACCUGAACAGGAUCACGCGAGAGCCGUUGCGGCGGACGCGGCCGAACUACGUGGAGGUGCUGGUGGAGCAGGGACGCGGCCGCUCGCUCUGCUUCGGCAUCGCAGAGCGGUCCGUCGAAGCCUCCUCCAUCCCCAUCGGUGGCGUGGGCGCCAAGUGGCGAAGCUGGGGCUGGGUGAGCCGAGGGCUGCUCUACUUCAACCAGCCCGGCCGCCUGGUGCCGGGACCCGAACUCGUCACGGGGGAGUCGGCGUGGGCCUACAGGCAGGGCGACCGGGUGGGGAUCUACGUCGACCUGCAGCGCGGACGGCUGGCCUUCUUCCUGAACGGGCGCCAGAUUGCCCCGGCGCACGACGACCCCGACCUUCAGUCGUGCCUCGAGCCGCUCCACCCGGCCGUGGACCUCCGCGCACUGCAGAGCUUCGGCGGGCGAGGCUAUAAGAUGGUGCUGCAGCAGCGCCUCGAAAUUCCCGCACUCGCCGGCGGCGACGAGGAGCUCGGACUCCUCGAGUCGCGAGCCGCCCUUUCCUCGGUGGAGCACUCCGACCUGGAGGCGCCGACGAGUCUGCAAUCGCAAGACUGA